UCACCUCCGAAGAACCGCGACCCGCUCAACACCACAUUGCGACAUCCACGUUUGCAUUUGCCUUGGGCGACAUGGAAAGCUUUUGAAGCCCUGCACUCUGAAACAAAACUGCGCCGUCGUUCCGCUGGAUAUGAGCCUCGUUUGGCAGCGCUGUGUUCACUAGGGUUGACGUGGAGCGAGCUUCCACAAAAUGUCAAGUCAGAAGAUCUCAAAGUUGUUAGAUAAAAUAGAGAAGGCAGAAAACGUCAAACAGCGAGAUGAGUUUCUCGAUGACUUCAAGCAACUACUAAGCUACAGGCGCAAUAACCCUGAAUUAAACAAUGUCGAAGGUAACACACAUUCCGAUCUGCUUGACAGUCUAUUCGACUGUCACGACAAGGUUUUCGACAGGUACAAAAAGGCACCUACACGACACACACCCAAACCUGGCAGUAAAAGAGGGACUACUGUCAAAGACAAGAAGCUCGACAGUCUAACAAGACUCGCGGCCGCAAUAAACCUGACUUUAGAAUCCUGCAUACGUCAGAUUGAGAUCAAAACUGUUAAAGUUGUGAUCAUCUUUAUCUUGGAUGUACUUGAAAACCUUGAAGAUCACUCUGAACAGCUCAGAGUCGACUUUCACAAAUGUCUGCGGCUUGUCUUGAGCUACCCACCUCAUGUGGAACACCUGCCUAAGAAUAUUUGGAAUACCAUCCUGGAGUAUUGUUUGGAUGGUAUCUCCAGUUUCCAACAUAGAUCGGUCUCCGGCAGCAGCUUCCAUCACACCGGCACUACUUCUGGUGCGCGAGGCACUCCGGAUCCUUCCGCUGAAUCAACCCCAAGAUCUUCUUUCAUGCGCGACUCGUCAAACAUAGACCGCCAUAGCUCCGGUUCUAGUGGGUCAAUUGCGAUGAAUGAACUCGUAUAUUGUGUCCGGUACCUCACCUCGGCCACCAACGCUCCUUUGUUUGACAAAGCUUAUCAGCGGAUUUUGUUUGUGUUGAUCGAGUGGCUGCAAGCACCCAGAGGCAUAAUUGGGGCUUAUGUUGAAGCCUUUACUGCCAUCAACCACAUCAUUUCCAGGAUUUCACUUGACUUCGGUGCCGUCGCGCAACAAGCAAUCAAGAGCUUGAUACCAAUUAUUAGGAAUUCCUGGUCAUCGAGGUUGUCUCUUCUCAAGGAAGAGCUGCUCAUCACUCUGAUACACAGCAAAGCCCAUAUUGCCAGCAUGCUUCAUAUGGUGGCUGAUGAUGCUGAUGAGCUACGGUUUGACCUGGAGAGCCUAUUAGAUACGAUGCAAGCAGAAUACGGGAAGCGCCCCGACAGAGAACAACUACAGGUCGAUGACCUGCGCCUACGUUUCCGAGUGGAUUGUCCUUUUGAACAAUCGCCUUUCCAUAUGGCAUUGUGUCGCUUGCGCCCUGGCAACACCAAGUCAGAGCAUCCAUGGAUACUGGUACACUUGAUUUCUUAUUUCUCAGUGCUCCUGGACUCGACCCGCGCUCCAGCUGUAGCCGACAACUCGUUCCUUCAAGAUGGCGAAGAAACACCGAGCAAAAAGCAACGGACUAUGCAAUAUCUCCAAGAUUAUCUUCGACAACUCAUGAACCCCCAUUCAACCAGCAAAGUAUGCGCUUCGCAGAUUGUAACUUUCAUGGUCCACCAAACGCCCUUGGACGUGGAAAGUCUCGAGUUUGCACUAGAUAAAUUGACCACUCAGGUAUCCGACGGUAACGCUGCAGUAUCCAACUGGGCUAUGCUCGCAAUUGCUAGUUGCGCGAUCCAAAUGUCCUCCGCCUCCUCAAAACUCAGGUCCCAGUGGGCUACUGUUUGGCAGCUUGUGUCCAGGAACAUCAACGCGAUCUCAACCUGCAGAGUCGCUGCCCACGCAAUGGAUGUACUGCUGAGGUUAAACCUGGUAGAUUAUUCACUUACGGUUGAGACAAUGGACGCCAUGAUCUCCUCAGUCGAAUUGCACGGUCCAGCUGUCCUUUCGGAGACGACUUCUUCGUUAUGGAUAACGAUACUCGAUAUGAAAAAUUCCGAGAGCCCUCACACAUCCAAUGUGACCGCAGACCGCAUGUUUCGAUGGCUCACGUCUAAAUGGACGCCAAGCAACUUCCACGAGAAGUCCUAUACUCUUCAAAAUUCUCAUCAUUGCGACGCUUGGGAUGUCGUCAGGGUUCUGUUUACCUGCGCCGACCGUGAAACACCUCUGUUCCAAGGCAACCCAUUCUCCAGCUUUGGACCUCUCGCAAUAGCCUGGAUGCAGGCUCACAAAUGGCCUGGCCUCACCAACUAUCUUCUGUUACUAGAAGAGGAUGGCGGAUAUCUGGCCGAACCUCAAACAAGCACAGAGGUUGUUUCAAAUCUACAACAGCAACGUUCUGCUCGAGCAGACAAACUCAUUCUGGAUUAUUGUUCAUCAGAACUGGAGAAGACCAUCCAGCGUUUCACGGAAUGGGGCGCAGAGCGAUCAAACAGCUUCACUACAGAGAUGUUACGUUCAAUCACCACGCUUUGUAUCGUUGCAUCUCACUUGUCGACCGGAACGUUUGCCAUUCCUGGUGCCCGAAAGAACGAUAUACAGCAGAACAACAGUGCUCUCAUCAAGAUGUUGGCAGGCUUUGUUGCAAAGCCGGACACUGACCUGUUAUCUGUCGACGCUGUAUUGGAAGUCGUAGCUUCAUGUCUUCCCGCCAUCUCUACUUUGGAGUCUUUUGAUGCUGAGUUGUUCGACAAUAUUGCAAUCACCCCGCUCAUACUUCACUUGGCUCAGGCGCUGCAUGAUCGCAGAUCAAACAAGGAUGCACAUCGACCGACUGGACCUUACGACCCAAUGGAAAUCGAUGACGGAUUCGAAUCACAACGCAGCAACAGUGUCUUGAAACAUAAUACAGAUGAAUUACCACGAGCCAGUAUUGCAGCUGAGGUAAAUAUAUUAUCCCUACGAGGAAUGACAUCAGCUACCAUAUUGCUGCUCUCUUCGGCUUUCGAGAGUUUGCCUGUCAACGGAGUAAUCACAAACAUCCCGCACACCUUUUUGGAGCAUAUGCGCUCGCUUCCCGCUGCUGAAUUUUUAGCUUGCAGAAAGCUCUUAGUGGAUGUUCUCUCCUCUCCGUUAUGCUUGACAAUUGAGGAUGCAGACGAUGUGCUUGUAUACGUAGCCAAUGAGUUUUUGCAGGCCUACGAGUAUGAAAGAAACGAGGUUGCUAUCGGACUCUGCGUGGAAAUCAUGACAAGCACCGCGUCGUUAUGGUUACCAAAAAACUCACGCUUACACGAUGUCGGGCUAGACAUCUACGAGUGGCUUCUCAGACUCUUUGGCAAGACCGGAACUACAUCUUCGGAAAUACUGAUACGCGUUGUGGACCUCUUCCAGGAGUUAUUACGGAUUCAACCGGAAUAUGCGCAAGACUCAGGCAUACCUUCAGUGCGCACCGAACUGGUCGAUGUCCUUGACAAAGGCGAUAUCCCGAUCAAAUACCAUAUCAUCGAUCGUCUUCCAAAGAUCUUCGAGAUGUUCGUCUUGAGCGAGCAUGAGGCUUUUUUCGGCAUUAUUUUCGAGAAUCUACCAAAAGAUGACACCUGGAAAGAAGGCAUGGCGCUCCGGCUCUAUGCUUUCGCUACACUCGGAUCGGCAUGGCAUACGUUGUUGCGGUUGUGUGUAUACCACACAUUUGAACAAGUAGGACUUGUCAAAGCGACAGAACGCCAUGCCACUCGUUGCAUGCUAUCUAUAUCUAGAGCCCUGCAGCUCGAGGAUCCCCAAACCCUUUUCCGCCUCUACGUUCCACAAUUUCUCUACACAUGGCUGUGUAAAGAACAGAUAAAGAACAUCCCGUACCGGACCUUUGGUUACGAAUCCCUUGCUGAGCUUUUGGAAGAUGUUCAAGACGAGGUCUAUGGGCAACUGGCGAUGCGUGGUGAUUCAAAUAGAAUUUCAGACCUACUGGCUUAUCUUCAAGUCACCGAGGAGAUUCUUUUGACCAAAACGUUUGCCAAGGCUACUGCAUAUACAAUAGCUGAGGACACCCGAACACAGAGCAAGGGAGACAAGCCUACCAAGAGUAAUGAGGCUCGUCUACGAGAGUUGAUGCAGGAAAAAUAUCUCGAGCUUGUUAGGAAACAAUUCCCUUGCAUCUUAGGCCUGCUCAUCUAUUCCAUGGAAGCCCCAGAGCGAGUGGAGAAACCAUUGUCAAAGGAAAAAGACUCAAAGUUCACGAGUGUUGGACACGCAUUGAAAGACAUCCAAAGUAUCAGUUCCUCAAAGGCCACACUUCCCGCAGACCAACAACCUUCAUUCAACGCGGUACACAUAUUUGACGAGAUACGCCGCCUGACUAGGCGAGUAGGAUACGAACACCCGAACGGAUUCUGGGGCCCGGAUUGCUUCACCUACGUUCUGCGGUUGCUGCUGAGUAAGAUCCAUUCUGCUCUGGGCUCUCUCCACGCAUGUUCUGUAAUCAGGAAAAUCAGGUUUUUGAUUUCCCUGGCAGGGCCUGUGGCUUUUGAUGGUUAUCCACUGCAAAUGACCCUCAGUGCGCUACGCCCAUUCUUGACAGAUAGCCAAUGCGCUGAUGACACGCUUGGUAUUGUCCAAUAUCUCUUUGAUCACGGAAAACCUUACCUGAUCCAUCAACUGCCCUAUGUCGCCGGCAUAUCUCUAUCUAUUUUAAUAUCCUUACGGGUCUUCCUUUCAUCCUCCCAAGACAGCACCACACAGGAGAGCCAACAUUUCGCAACUUUGGACAAAGCGAAAUCGUUUCAUUCAUGGUUUGCAGCUUAUCUGUUAUCAUACACGGAUACAUUGCUACAAAUGGCGCCAAACAGGAGUUCAAAAGCAUCCUUGGGCCUAUUCCAGACGAUGAUACAUGCUGCUUGCGAGGUACGCACUGAAGGAAACGCAAUCCGAGGUUCACCUGAGAGCAAGCUCCUAUAUGCAUUGUUGGAAGAUGAUCGGAACGGUCGAAGGCUGCUUGACGGACCUUCUCAAAACCUUGCUUAUAGCCUUCUCUGUCAUCAGUUCCAUGCACCGCCCUCAUUCCGAGAAGACAUACUUGGAUCGAGCGAUGAUGCUACGAAGUUUUCUACGCAAGUCUGGAAAUCGAGCCGAAGAACUGACAACAGUGAGGAAUAUCUUCUUUGGACAGCAAGAGCUUUGGGACGGGGCUACAGUGCUUCUGGAAAUAUAAGCGGGAGCCUUCGCCGGGCAGCUCAAGGGAAAAACAUCUCUGACCGGUUUGAAGAAGCUUCGUUUCGUACUUCUCGGAUGCUUAUCUUGGAGCACUUGGCAAACCUAUUGCGGGGCGGCAGCCUUCAUGAAGGAGGCAUUGCCGAGGAAGCGCUCCGCACAUUCCUCUCCAAAAGAGAUGGUUCGCGGGAUGGACCAGAUGAAUUUUCCGAGGCCGAACAAGUCCUCCCAGAGCCUCUUAUUUACGGGCUUGCGCUGCAAGAUCCUUUCGAUAUUCCAUUUACCCAACCUCCACUGUUUAAAAGCAUUCAAGAUAAUGCUUUCCCUUCAAGGCACAAAGAGUUUCGCCAUUGGAUAUCGGACCUGUGCAUUGCACUGGCUCAGUCCGCGGCUGAUGACCGAGUGGCCUGUGUGCUGCCAAAGUUCUUAUUGGGAAUCAAGUCGUCUGGUGAGGUACUGUUCCCGUACCUACUCCACAUCGCCCUUGAAAGAGACUUCGAAGGGCAACAAAGCGUCAAAAGCACGAUGUCUGAGGCUUUCCGCAAGUGGUUCUCCGGUUGUGACGACGACAAGAUACUUUAUGUCAAAGUGCUCCUUCAAUCCUUACUCUACCUACGGACACAGCCGAUGCCAAAGGAAUCGACUAUUGCAGAUCGUACUCAAUGGCUAGAUAUUGAUUGGCUCGAGGCAUCAAAUGCUGCAGUAAAAUGCGGCAUGUACAGAGCGGCCUUGUUACUUGCAGAAAUCCAUGGAAAGCAGCCUGCGCGUGCUUCUAGGCGUUCCUCUGUCAUGCCACAGGAGCAGUCCAUUCCACUUCAACUCCAGUUGUCAAUCUAUAAGAACCUGGAUGAGCCAGAUUACUUUUAUGGAGCAGAGCAAGAACCCAGCCUGACAUCGGUGCUGAACAGGCUCGACUACGAAGCUGAGGGGUUCAAAGGAUUGUUGUUCCGCGGAGCCAGAAUGGAUAGUCAGAUGCGCAGGCUCAACAAUGUCUUGCCUUCAGACUCGAGAGGUAUAAUCAAAGACCUGACCAUGCUGAACUUGAACAGUUUAACACAGGCUUUGCUGUCAAAUGACAAUUUCCGUGAUACUGGAAACUCUAUCAACAACACGUUGGAAGUGGCACGAAAGCUCGAGCAAUGGGAUAUACGAGCGCCAUCAACCAAAACGUCGGAAGCUGCAUCAAUCUACAAAGCUUUCCAAGGCCUGCACAAUGCGGUAGAUCUACAAACAGUGCGAAAGCAUCUUGAUCUGAGCUUCCUUGAGACCAUGAAAGUCUGCUCUGGCCUCAAGACAUCCACACAAACUUUACAGGCGUCUUUCCGAACAUUAGCAAUCUUGAACGACAUUGAUGAGAUAAUGAGCUCCAAAAACGCGGAGCAACUGUAUGAGACAUGGGACAGGUUUAGAGACCGCGGUGCCUGGAUGAACGACGGGCGAUUCGAAGACGUUCGGUCGAUUCUAUCAUCUCGAGAAACCCUUUUCAGCCUACUCAGCAGGAGUCCGCAACUGCAAGAAAUUAUUCAUACGGGACCAAAAGAUCUGCGGAGCUUGGAGGUGAAACAGCUUGUCGAUGUUUGCUCCACGUGCCGGAAACAUGGAGCGCUGCAGGAAUCGCUUGCGACUGCCACUUACCUUGCAGAUAUGAUAGAGCCAUGCCGCGAAGUUGGAUUAAACAUAGCAGUAGUUGCUGAGUUCGAAACUGCUAGUGUCCUCUGGGACCAAGGAGAGACCACCACAUCCAUUAGAAUGCUCCAACGGCUCGAGGAGGACGUGAAGCCAGGUGAAGCGGGAGUGGAGCGGUCCGUUUUGCUUGCUACGCUGGGCCACCAUGUUGGAGAAGCACGCUUGGAAAAGCCGGACGAGAUCAUGAAGCACUACAUGGAACCAGCGAUCCGAGAGCUAAAAUCCCAACAGACUGGAAGGCAGGCAGGACAAGUCUUUCAUCAGUUUGCCGCAUUCUGUGAUAAACAGCUCCAGAGCCAAGAGACCAUUGAUGACAUGAACCGAAUGAAACAGUUGGCUGAGCGUAAAGAAGCAGAAGCGCAAGAGUACGAUAAGAUGGCUAAAUCAGCUAGAAACACUGCUGCCAGGGACCACUACAAACAGAACGCCAGGAGAUCACGAAAGUGGUACGAUAUGGACAUGAAAGAGUCUCAACGAAUCGCAGACAGCCGCGUUGCCUUUCUUCGACAGAGCCUCGAGAACUAUCUUCUUUGUCUUCAGGCUUGCAACGAUUAUGACAACGAUGUUUUCAGAAUGUUUGCGCUUUGGUUUGAAUUCGCGGACCUGGGCUUAGCCAACACAGCGGUAUCGAAGCACAUUGAACAUAUCGCCAGUGGGAAAUUUGUUCCUCUGAUGAACCAGCUCUCAUCAAGGCUCCAGGCAGAAAAGAGCAACUUCCAACAGAUUCUAACACGUCUGGUCUACCGCAUCUGCAUCGACCAUCCUUAUCAUGGCAUGCAUCAUAUUUUCUCCGGACAUCUGGGAACGCCAAAGGAUGACGGCGCGAAAUCACGCAACACAGCAGCCAAAGAACUAGCCAAGCAACUUAAAGCGGAUAAAAAAGCGAGCUUAUAUUGGGAUCGCAUCAAGAACUCGAACAUGUGCUAUCACGACCUGGCCAAUGCCAGUGAUUCUGAUUUCAGGGCAGGCAGGAGUUUGCCAAUGGAAAAUUACGCUGCAUCGAAGAAGCUGACAAUGCAGAUACCAGGACACAGGGUCCCGCCUAUCACACUUCAGAUAGAUGUUCGCCACGAUAUGAACUACAAAACCGUUCCGCGAAUCGCCAGCUUUCUCCCUCGAAUGGGCAUAGCGAAUGGUCUCAGCACGCCCAAGAUUGUGACAGCUGUCGGAACUGAUGGACGUCAAUAUAAACAGUUGUACAAAUCGGGCAAUGACGAUCUCAGGCAAGAUGCUAUCAUGGAGCAAGUGUUUGAGCACGUCAGCCAACUUCUGCAAAACCACACUGUAACACGACUGCGGAAUCUCCGCAUCCGUACAUACCGCGUCAUACCACUAAGCAACCGCAGCGGAGUCAUUGAAUUUGUCCAAAACACUAUGGCCGUUAUGUCAUAUCUGGACAAUGCGCACCAAACUUAUAAUCCGCGCGACUGGAAGCAAGCAGCCUGCCGCGAGAAGAUUGCCAGCGCGGCUGCGCACUCAACCGAGGAGCGCCUCAAGUCCUACCAAAAUGUAUGCCGGCACUUCAGUCCAGUCUUGCGCUACUUUUUCCUCGAGCGCUUCCAAGACCCAGACGAAUGGUUCGAGAAGCGACUCGCAUACACGCGCAGCACAGCAGCCAUCUCGAUCCUGGGCCAUGUUCUCGGUCUAGGCGAUCGGCACUGUCACAAUAUUCUGCUGGACGAAAAGAGCGGCGAGUCAAUCCACAUCGAUCUCGGCGUCGCGUUCGAAGCCGGCCGCGUGCUGCCCGUGCCUGAAGUAGUGCCCUUCCGCUUGACGCGCGACAUCGUCGACGCGAUGGGGUACACGGGUGUCGAAGGAGUGUUCAGACGAUGCUGCGAGUUCACCAUGGAGACGCUGCGCAACGAAAAGGAUUCGAUCAUGACGAUUUUGAACGUCCUGCGGUACGAUCCACUGUACAGCUGGAGCUUGAGUCCGCUGAAGGCGAAGAAGAUGCAAGAAGAGCAGGGGCAGAACAAGAAGUUUGAGCAGGAUGGGGAAAAAGAGUUGGAGGAACUGCAGAGCAUGGGAGCGAAAAAGAAAGAGGACGAGGUUGGCGAGGCAGCAAGGGCGCUAAGUGUUGUGGAGAGGAAGUUGAGCAAGGCGUUGAGCUCAAGCGCUGCGGUUAGUGAACUCAUCCAGCAGGCGACGGAUGAGCGCAACUUGGCGGUGCUGUACUGUGGCUGGUCGGCCUGGUGCUAGUGGGGGAAGGUCGUAGGAGUUGGUUGGUUUCUGCUUUUACAGACAUCAAGCAGUGUUAGAUAUUUCUCAAAAAUAUAUCAUUCGCACAG
Aplosporella prunicola CBS 121167 is the source of this 9147-nucleotide messenger RNA. RefSeq lists its product as uncharacterized. Bases 191 to 9058 code for a protein of 2955 amino acids. The record is from RefSeq and is a predicted model, not a curated record. The transcript has 7 exons. Gene Ontology annotation, molecular function: protein serine/threonine kinase activity; protein binding. NCBI's taxonomy places the organism in Eukaryota, Fungi, Ascomycota, Dothideomycetes, Botryosphaeriales, Aplosporellaceae. Gene Ontology annotation, biological process: DNA repair.